GAGGAUGCCGAGUUCACAGCAGCCGCGGAGAGCCAUCAGGCGACGAAGUGGCAUGCAAUCCAUAGCUCAGGACUCAUCGACUCCACCCACCUCCGCUACAACAUCCUCUGCCCAGGCCGUCUUCUUCAUCUCCGUCUCUUACUCGAGGCGCCGUUUGACUUACUUUGCGCUUACCAGUGGGCCUGGAAUCCCGGGAAAACCGCAUUCCAGGGAAAACACAGGGCCAAGGAGAUGGUACAACAGCGCAAAGGCCUUUGGCAGUGCAUGGAUAAAUGGCUUGGCAGCCGACCCCAGCGCAGCUACUUUGCCAUGGCAGGCGACUUCAAUACGGGGCUGGAGCCAGAGGCGCCCAUCUGCGGGACGGGCGUCUGCGAUGCUGCUGGAGCUGCACACCAGGAUCAAGGCACAUUCCAGGAGCUCCUCCGAGCUCACAGGUGCUGUGCCCUGAACACCUGGUCAGGCCGAGGCCGCAACGCCCGCACCUACGUGCCACCACAUGCCACAGCACAGCAUGGCUCCCAGAUCGAUUUCAUCAUAGUCCGUGAAGCGCAGGCUGAUCAAGUGUCUAGGCAAGCAACACCCUCCUUGACGAAGUUUGUCCCUCAGACGGGCUGCCGCCAUCUUCCGCUACAAGCCUCGAUCCUGGCACCCCGCAGGCCACGACGCCAGGACCCACCAGGUCGGAUACCGCCCAGGCUUGUGCAGCAAGCCCUCCGACAGCCCCCCUUCGAGCACAUGCUCCACAAAGAGAUUGCCCAGGCCAUGACGCAUAUGCAUCCUUCGGAAGCCCAAGACGCUGAUCUAGAUGCUGUACUGUGCACAGGCUGGCGGAGCACCACCAAUAGACUGGACCCAACAGGCCCAGCCAGCCUCACUCCGCCCAACCCGGACACGCUCACACCACAGGUCCAUGCCAUGUGGCACACUCGGGAUCAGCUACAUCGGGCCGGCAGCACCCUCGGGAAGUGGAGGCAAGCCGGAAUCAACCUGCGCGCAGUGAUCAGAGCCUGGGCUCUUUCGGCACGCCUGCAGGUCCAAACUAGAGCUCUCCGCAAGGCCUGCCGACACAAGAAGAUCCGGAGAGUUGCAGACGUGGUACAGGCUGACAACGUCUUCCAAGCAGCCAAACAGUUUGCUCCCCGCAACCCGAGGCGGAGACUUCAACUUCGGACGGCAGAUGGGCAUCUACAGACUCAUGAGGCUGAGUUCCGGCAAAUUGUGCGCCAUUUCGAGAACCUAUAUGAUGGCCCCACGGCCGACAGCCCAGUGCUCACCGAAGCUAUCCAGGUCUCCCUGACAGAGCUCGACCAAGCCUUCAUGCGCCUCAAGCCAGGCAAGGCGCUGCCAGGAUCGUGUGCACCAGCUGCGCUAUGGAAGCGCUUCCAAGAACAGGUGAAGCCUCUGCUGCUCCUUCAAUACGAUCACCACCUGCGCCCUGGAGCCAGCACCCUUCCGCAGGCGUGGUGCCUUAGUGAACUAGUCUUGUUACCCAAGCCGGGGAAACCCAUGAAGUCGCCGGCACACCUCAGACCAAUCUCACUUCUACCGCUACAAGCUAAGCUCCUCGCGGCGGUCCUUGCCCAGCGCCUUCAAGGCCCGGCCAAUGAGUUUCUGCAGCAGAUCCCGCAGUACGCUUACGUCAGUGGCCGGUCCCCGUCGCAGGCCCUGGAACGAGUUAUCAGUCACUGUGCCAGUGUACGGAAACUUGUCCAGGACAACACCAACAAUAUCCACGGCCGCCGAUCGGGUCGCACUGGCCUAGGCCUCUAUGGAGGCUGUCACCUUUCACUUGACAUCUCCUGCGCAUACGAUCAUGUUCCCUGGUCUUCCUUGCAGACGGCACUUCGUGCCGCGGCAGUGCCGGAGAACCUCAUCCAGGCCGUCUUGCUUGUGCACCACACAGCGGGUUUACACAUCAAGCACUGUGGGAUGGAGAAAGUUGUUAGCCUUAAACGUGGACUCCGACAAGGUUGCGGACUAUCGCCUCUCCUUUGGGCGAUUUACUGCGGAUGGCUGCUGCAGGGCAUGCAUCAGCCUGAGGUCUUAGAUGUGUCUCGUGCCAAUACCAGCUAUGCUGACGACAUGCAUUACGCUUGGACUAUCCUACAUGGCAGGGAUCUCGAGAUGGCCUACAAUGCCAUGAAGCACAUCCUGGCCCACUUGACCAGGCACGGCCUCACUAUCAGCCAAGAUAAAACGGUGGUAGUCUUGGAACUCCUAGGACCUCAAGCACGCAAAGCCCUCGAGCGGUACACGGUGACCAAACAAGGCACCCGUUACUUCCGAUUCGUGGUUGACCAGCAAGUGCUCCUCAUCAAAGUUCUGACCCAACAUGUAUAUCUCGGUGCGGUGAUCAGUUUUCGUAAGUUCGAACAGGAGACGUUCCGGCACCGAUUGGCCUUGGCCAGAGGCACCCACUCCAGGCUCGGCAGGAUCCUGCGCAAUCGAGUUGUACCGGUACACCUUCGGCUUCGAUUGUGGCUAGGUUGUAUCUGGCCAGCUCUUCUGCACGGUCUUGACUGCACAGGUCUCCCCCUUAAGGAGUUACAGACACUACAAGUGCAGUUGAUGAAGCAAGCCAGAUCCAUCGCCAAUUCUCACAGCAUGAUCACCAAAGAAUCCAACGAGGACUUCGCCCGACGGCUCCGCCUCCCUGACCCCCUACGUCGGCUUCGCCAGGCCCUUGAGCACCGACAGCAUGCUGACCAAUUCCUGCAUGCCAUUCUGCGCCCAGGCGAGGCCCAACAGCAGUGGAGAACCAUUGUGAGAGGGCACCUCUCUGCUAGCUCGGGUGGUUGGAGUGACCCUACCUCGAGCAGCCCAAGCCUACCAACGAAGCUCCAGCCAGUUGACCGGGUCCUUCAUGAAGUCUUCAGCUGUGAGGUUUGUGGUCAAGAAUUUUCCACGCAAGCCUCCCUGCGCAAGCACAUGUACUGUAACCACCUGGAUGCUGAACAGCAAGUGCAGCGUGAUCAAGAAGUUAAGGCUUCCAUCCAGGGUGCCGAGAUGUCCCAUGCUAAGGACGGUAUGCCACAGUGUAAACACUGCCUUCACCAGUUCAGCACCUGGCAUGCCUUUAACUAUCAUGUCAAUUCGCGCAGCUGUGAGUUUCUGAGAGCUCUGUACCAGAAUGACACUACGAUCCAGACGGUCCUCCCCUUACUGACUGAUGCCUUGAUCUAUUCGCAAGAAGUUCUGGACUGUGCUCACAGCUGCAAUUGGCAAGACUUGGCAUUGCUACCGUGUGUUCAGGCCAAACAUCACCACUGUGUGGAAUGUAAUCACUGGAGUGUCAAGCCACAGUAUGUUCGCCGACACAUGUCCCAGAAACACCCGGAGUGUGACCCAUUGAUCCAACGAUGCAUCCAGGACAUCAAGGACGCACACCUUAGAGCUUGCAUCGGGGUUUUCAACGGAGUUUACUUGCACCGUAGGCCGGAAAUGGCCCCACCAACGGAGCUAAUGAUGGCCAACGGACUGGACUCGGGAUGGGAUCCGGAGCUCGAUCAGUCGGACUACGACCAGGACGUCGACAGUGGGACAGCCGACCUCCGGCCCCUCGAUCCGAGCACUCUUGGCAACCUCCUCGACAGCAGCCGCACCCAGGACCAAGACCAGCAGCAGGACGAGAUGAAGGAAAUGAGGAACAUGGUCAGCCUCCUCUCCACCAUGGUGUUGCGUCAGGAGACGCAACAAACCAUAUUGAGACAAGAUACAGGUUUCAUGAUCUUCGUCCAGACUCGGACGCUGCAAAACUUGGGACAAAGCUUGUACCACAUAGGACAAGCCUGGCACAAAGCCAAGCGGGACGACCCCCAGUCGUUGAAGGCCCCGAUGAGAGUUGUCCUCUACCAACAUUUUCUCGAAGUGAUCCGGGACAGAUUCAAGGCGAUGUUGGCUACGCCGUCGGCGAGGUCGACGGCGGCGGGGAUGGGAUGGAUCUCGGCCGAUGGCCAACAGGUGUACGGCAUCAAAUGGGAUGCCACGAGCAAACAACAUGUCAAAGACGAGGCGGCUCCCUCCUUCUCGCCCCAGGAAAUCGAGGAGGCCCUGACCAAACUGGUGAUUGCGGCCCCGGAGCAGUUUGUGAUCCAGCGCUUCCACGCCACCCGGCCGUUGGCGGAGGAGUAUCAGGCCACGUCCCUUGGGAUGUUUCUGGAGGACACGUGGCAUUGCCUUCAUCAGCUGGCGGGUUCGGCGGUUUGGGCGGCAGGUGGAUGCUACCUGCGGCACGAGAGGAUGAAGAUGAGUGCCCUGGCCAAGCGCCUAAGUUCACUGAUGCGUUAG
Symbiodinium sp. CCMP2456 is the source of this 4287-nucleotide messenger RNA. The record is from the annotation of a GenBank genome assembly. NCBI's taxonomy places the organism in Eukaryota, Dinophyceae, Suessiales, Symbiodiniaceae.